Messenger RNA from Mustela erminea (ermine), 4425 nucleotides. It is a transcript of the gene ZNF404, whose product is annotated as zinc finger protein 404. Lineage: Eukaryota; Metazoa; Chordata; Mammalia; Carnivora; Mustelidae. Gene Ontology annotation, biological process: regulation of transcription by RNA polymerase II. The transcript is spliced from 5 exons. Gene Ontology annotation, molecular function: DNA-binding transcription factor activity, RNA polymerase II-specific; RNA polymerase II transcription regulatory region sequence-specific DNA binding. The record is from RefSeq and is a predicted model, not a curated record. Bases 863 to 2521 code for a protein of 552 amino acids. Gene Ontology annotation, cellular component: nucleus.
CCACCGGGAUCUCAUUCCCCCUCAAGCCCUGGGUCCUUUUCCGGUGUCGGAGCAGCUGUGGUCCCUACGUGGUGAGUAGGACCUAUUCAUAGUUAAAAAAUCAGCGGAGGCAUCCACAGUUUCUGACCAGAGCGGGACGGGGAUCCUUGGAGGGGGUGAGAGGCUCUCCAGGCGAGGACAGUCUGGGAACUGACAGGGCGUGUGGAGCCCCGAGUCUCAGGCUUGUGUCUGCGCUCCGCGGAUCCUCCACCCCGUCCCCUCACAGCCCCUUGGGGCCUGUCGCGGAUAAAAGAGGGAAGUCAGAUGCUGAGCCUUAGAAUGGAAGAACGGAGAAGCAUAGCAAGAUGACACAGACUUGAUCUUGAGAUAUGUUGAAGCUGCAUUCGGCCCCAAGGCAGGCUUCUGGGAAGACCUGAUGAGGUCCCAGGAGUAGGAUUCCCUCCUGGAAGGUUCCCCCUUGGAAGCUUCUAAAGGUUUCAUAACCACAGAAUUUCCAGAACUUUGGCCCCAAGAACCUACUGUGAAUUAGGGACCGAUUUCUCCCUGGACAUCAGUGACCCUGGCCUCCACAUACUGGGAAGGACAACACUAUUCCAGUAUCCUCUCUACUCCUCUUCUGGUUGAGAGGGUGGUCAUGGAUGAUGUUUUCUAAGUUACUGUGCUAUCCAAGAAAAUCCUGAUGUUUCAUGAUUGCCUUCUCUUUUCCCAGUGCUGCCUGUGUCUUAAAAAAAAAAAAAAUAAUGGAUACAGAGAGAAAAAAGAAUUUUUGUUACACAUCUAAAAGAUAAAGUUCAGCUCUAGCUUCUCUGCAAUUAGAUUCUCUAAUAGAGGAAACCUGAGGAAGAUCAGCAGUUUGAAAACCAUGGCGCAGAUGCCAUUGACAUUCAGUGAUAUUGCCAUAGACUUCUCUCAGGAGGAGUGGGAAUGCCUAAAUUCUGAUCAGAGGGAUUUGUACAGAGAUGUGAUGUUGGAGAAUUAUACUAACUUGGUCUCACUGGACUUUGAUUUUACAACUGAGACCAACAAGUUAUCUUCAGAAAAAAGCAGUUAUCAAGUAAAUUCAUAUCAUCGGGAGACAAUGAAAAGAAAUAAAACCUUCAACCUUAUGAGGUUUACUUUGAGAAAUGACCCACAGUGCAGAAUUGAAUUUGGGAGAGAACAGGGGCCUAACAUGGAAGGUUUUAGUCAAAUGACAUUUAUAAAACAUAUAUCUCUUCCUCUACACCAGAGAAUUCACACUAAAGAGAAAUCCUAUGAAUGUAAGGAAUGUAGGAGGGACUUUAGAAAAUAUUCACACCUUACUGAACAUUUCAGAGACCAUAAUGGUGUGAGACCCUAUGAAUGUAAGGAAUGUGGAAAAGCCUUUAUAGUUCUCCAGCAUUUUGUUAGACAUAAAAAAAUUCACACUGAUUUGAAACCUUAUGAAUGUAAUGGAUGUGAGAAAGCCUUUAGGUUUUAUUCACAGCUUAUUCAACAUCAGAUCAUUCAUACUGGUAUAAAACCCUAUGAAUGUAAGCAAUGUGGGAAGUCUUUUAGACGUUAUUCUCACCUUACUGAACAUCAGAAAAUACAUAUUGGUUUGAAACCCUAUGAAUGUAAGGAAUGUGGAGAAACUUUUAGAUUGUACCGACAUAUGUGCCUACAUCAGAAAAUUCAUCAUGGUGUGAAACCCUAUAUAUGCAAGGAAUGUGGGAAGGCCUUUGGUCAUCGUUCAAGUCUUUAUCAACAUAAGAAAAUCCAUUCUGGUGAGAAACCAUAUAAAUGUAAACAAUGUGGAAAGGCCUUUGUUCGCAGCUAUCUACUUAUUGAACAUCAGAGAAGUCAUACUGGUGAGAAGCCUCAUGAAUGUAAGGAAUGUGGGAAGGCCUUUAGUAGGGGCUCAAGCCUUCUUAAACAUAAGAGAAUUCAUAGCAGUGAGAAACUCUAUGACUGUAAGGACUGUGGGAAGGCCUUCUGUAGAGGCUCUCAACUUACGCAACAUCAAAGAAUUCAUACUGGUGAGAAGCCACAUGAAUGCAAAGAAUGUGGGAAGACAUUUAAGCUUCAUUCAUACCUUAUUCAACAUCAGAUCAUUCAUACUGAUUUAAAACCAUAUGAAUGUAAACAAUGUGGGAAAGCCUUCAGCCGUAUUGGAGACCUUAAAACACAUCAGUCAAUUCAUGCAGGGGAGAAACCCUUUGAAUGUAAGGAAUGUGGAAAAACCUUUAGACUUAAUUCUCAACUGAUUUAUCAUCAGACAAUUCAUACAGGUUUGAAACCUUAUAUAUGUAAGGAAUGUAAGAAGGCUUUUCGUUCUAUCUCAGGUCUUUCUCAACAUAAGAGAAUUCAUACCGGUGAAAAACCCUAUGAAUGUAAAGAAUGUGGUAAGGCCUUUAAUCGCAGCGGUCGACUUACUCAACAUCAGAGAAUUCAUACUGGUGUGAAACCACACAAAUGUAAGGAAUGUGGAAAGACCUUUACUCGUUGCUAUCAACUUACUCAACAUCAAAGAUUUCAUAGUGGUGAGAAACUCCUGAGGUAAUGAGAGUCAGAAAGCAUUUAACUUUGGCACCUUUACUGUUACCACUAUUCUACCACCUAGUGAUGUUAUGGUAAAGAUUAAAUUACUUAACAUAAAAUUUAAAUGCUUAGGGGUCAUCUGGCACAUGGUAUUUGCUUACUAAGUAUUGUGGCUUUUUAAAUGAUAAUCACUAUUAUUACUAUACAUAAAUUCAUGUGGAAGAAAGACCCUAUAAGCAUAUUUUUAAAAUGUAUCACGGCUCAUCCAUAUUUUCUUCAGAUAAUUAAUUCUGGACAAAAAUCCCAUUUUUAUUCAAAGAUCAAGCCCCUGAGGAUGAAUAAUAAUAAGAAACCCUGUGCCUUUAGAAUAUUGAGAGUUCAUCUGUUGAAAAAUUGGAGUAGUUUGAAGAAACUUUCUUACAGUAAAUUCUGCAAUACAGAUAAUAUACAUUCCACAUGCCCUACAAUUGAAAUAAAUUAAAAACUAACAAUCUGGUAGCUCAAGACUAGGUUGAGUUUUUUGAGUGAGUUUUUGAAAGUUUUCAAAUUUACAUAAAAAGUACAACAGUGUUACAAUGAAGUUUGUUUUUCCUCCACCUAGAUUCAGUAUAUCUGGUAUUUCUCUCUCGUAAAUAUGAAUAUGUAUAUAUACAGAUGUGUAUGUAUAUAUAUAUAUGUAUAUAUAUAUAUAUAAUUCUUAUUAAUGUUGAAUAUAUUUUCCAUAUAUCAUUUUGCUGUAUUUUUCAGUGACUGUUUUAGAUAUCACUUCACCUCUAAAAAGUCAACAUACGACUCUUAGAAUUAAGGAUAAUCUUCUAGAUGACCAUUAAACUACAGUUACCUAAAAAAACACUAAUAAUAACCCUAUAUUGUUUUCAGCCUAUUUACAAAUUUCUCUAAUUGGUUAAAGAAUAUCUUCUAAAAGUACUAGCUUUUUUAAAGUCCAAAAACCAAACUAAGCCAAUUUGUUUUACAUGACUAUGGUUUAUUGGGUCUAACAAAAAUUGGUCAACAAUUUAUCCUCUACCUCCUUACAUUUUUUGAAGCCUCAGAAGCAACCUAUAUAAUAUUGUAAUUCCAUAUUUGUCCUGCUUUUUCUCAAGAUGGGCUUGACUUCUUCCUCUAUCCUUUGUGUCUAUUGUGAACUGAAGUUUAUGUCUAGAGGCUUGAUUUUCAGAUUAAAUAUUUUUAUGACUAUUUCAUAGAUAUGGUAUAUUUAAUAUAAAAUAUCAGGUGGCAUACAAGUGAAACUAUGUUUGAUCUCUUGAUUCACGUAUUGACUACCAAUAUUUUAUAUUAUUUUAUAUUUACCCAUAUAUUUGCCCUUUCCCGUGCUCUUCCUGAUUUCCCAAUCCCUAAUUUUCUGAAUUUCCAUCUGGUAUCAUUUUCUUUUAGCUUGAAGAACUUAAUAUAGCAUUUCUUGGAGUGUACAUCUGCUGGAGGUGAAUUUUCAGUUUCUUUUACCCUUUAUUCUUGAAAGAUUGUUUUUCUUGCUAUAGAAUUCUGGGGUUUGUGUGUAUUUUUUAAAAGAUAGACAAUGACUUCUGUCCUCCAUAGGUUAUGAUGAGAAGUCAUUUGAAUUACUUUCCCUCUGUAUGUGUCAUUUCUCUCUGCAUGCUUUCAAGAUUUUUCAUUACCUGUGGUUUUCAUCAAUUUGAGUAUGCUGGUUUAAAUGUGGUUUUAUGUUACUCCUGUUUUGGGUUCUCUGAGCCUCUGAAAUCUAUACACUUACGCAUUUCCCCAAAUUUCAGAAACUUUUGUCCAUAUUCAGAUAUUUAUUUCCUGUCCAUGCUUCUCCUUCUGGGAUUCUAAAUACUUAUGUUAAAUCUUUGAUAUUGUCCCACAAGUCACUGGCUCUGUUAUCUCUCACCUUUUUUUUUCUCUCUCUUUUUUUAAAGACUUUAUUUAUUUGACAGAGAUAUCACA